ACCAUCCUAGAAUUAUCAUCUUCUCCCGGGUAAUUGUAGCUACUAAUCCAAACGGCGGUUCUUUAUACCCCCUCUUGCAUCUUCUCUGCAACCCCUUUCAUAUUACCCUAGCCCGGUGAAUUCUGUGUCAACCAACCCCACCAAACCCCCCUUCUCCUUUUCCAUCUUUUUCACAAAGAUUGUGUGCAGUCGUGAGUGACUGCAUGCAUUUGAUCAUGAUCAAAAAGUUUAAAUUUUAAGACAAUUUUUUAUUUGGUUUAUUAUAAAAUUUUUAGUUGAUAUAUGUACCGUCUGAUCAAGAUCGUACAAUCUAAAUCUCAUGACUGCACGACUGCACCUACUGUCGAAUAUAUCACGUUCAUUGCCGUUGAUUUUGAUUUUUGUUUUAAUUUAAUUAUUAAAUUAUUUUAAUUUGACAUGGCAAAAUUAUGAUUUUUAAUCGGUAGUAGCAAAAUCUAAUAUAAAAAAAAAAAAUAGUACUUCCCCACUUUUAGAUCGCCUAAACCCUAUCGUCAUAGAACAUUACCAAAAAAUUCCACAUGAAUCGAAUUCACAACAACCGAUUUCAAAAACACAAACAACAACAGAAAGAAACAACAACAGCACCGCAAAAAAUGAAUUCCGUCACCGGAACUCGACCUUCUCCGUCCACCGUACUCGAAGAUGGUUGGUCCGUAGAAGCCACGUUCACACUCAUCGACGCUUGGGGAAAACUUUACAACAAACUUAACCGCAAAUACUUCCGUCAGUAUCACUGGAAAGAAAUCGCGAAAGCCGUUAACGAUCACCACGGUUACAGUCGCAAAUCUCGCCGCACUUACGUUCAUUGCAAGAAUCGAAUUGACGCAUUAAAGAAGAAGUACGCAAUUGAGAAAGCUAGGGUUUCUGAAAACGGUUUUUACGAUGAUGAUGAUGCAUUUCCUUUUUUCGAUAAACUUGAUUUGCUAAUUGGUGAUAGUGAUAAUUUACCUGCGAAGAAGGUUAUUCCGCCAUUAGAACCUCCUGUGAAGGUUCCGGCAUGGACACUUGCACCGGUUGGUCUUCGAUCUGGUGCUCAGAGUGCUCAGAAACGACCUACAACGGCGACAACGGAGGAGGAGAGUGUGGAGGAGGACUCACGUUUUCGCCGGAAUUUAUCUGCAUUUGCUGCAGCGGCUGCUGCAGCAGCAGAAGCAGAGAUUGAUAAUUCAGAUUCCGAUGAUUUGUAUUUUGAUGAUUUAAAUAAUUUAGAUGGUUCAGAGUUGAGCAAUGAGAAUAGGAAGAGGAAGAGAGGAAGAAAGGAUGUGGAGUUUGGUUAUAGAGAGGUUGCAGGAAGAACUGUUAGGGAAUUUGGGAGUAGAGAGGUUGCAAAUGUUAUGGAGAAGUCUAGUCAGGUACAUGAGAGAGUGGAGUUAUCGAAGCAGCGAAGAAAUGCUAAGGAGAAGUUUAAUGAAGUACACGAGAGAGUUGAGUCAUCGAAGCAGCGAAGAAAUGCUAGGGAGAAGUUUAGUGAGAUACAUGAAAGAGUGGAAUCGUCGAAGCAGCUAAGAAAUGUUGAUUUGGAGAAACGGAAUAUGCAAUUUGAAAAGGAUUGUCAGAGGUUGCUGCAGCUGCAAAAAACCAACCACUCAAAGGAAACAGAAAGAACGACUUCAUUGAAUGAUCGAAAUGAACAAAUCUCAAAAGUUAAAAAUCUACCAGCUCCUACCCAAAACAGGUCAGAUACCCAGUCUACCAAAAGGAACGUUAGAGGUGCCACUCGGAUGAAGAAGUUAGAACUUGACCUUAUGGAUGGACAAAAAUUACCGAUUGAAUUUGAUGAAUCAACUGCAAAACCGUUAGGGGAAAACAAGACAAAGUUCAAGAGUUAUGUGGGUUUCCUUGGUCGAAGCAAAGUCAGUAUUUUGACGGAUGAUUGGGACUCCGUAGAUCAGAGCGCGAAGGAUGAAAUUUGGACAGAUAUCCUGAAAGUAUGGGAUGUUCCUCAUUCUGGGUUCUUACGAAAGAAAUUGGUUGCAUAUGCGGGUGAGCGUUGGAGGGCAUUUAAGACUAAUUUGACUUCUAGAUAUAUACAUGGGGAUCUUAGGGACAGAUCUCCUCUUGAGAUCUAUAAUUUUCUUGAUGAGGAAACAUGGCAGGCGUUUGUUCAGAUACGACUGGACCCUUCUUUCCUGGAGAUUAGAAAGAAAGCGCAAAUGAGUUCGGCUCAGAAUAAAACCCCUCACAGAUUGUCUCGUGGGGGAUAUGAGUUGCUCCAAGAGAAGAUGAUGCAAGAGAAAUUAAAAGAAAAGAAAGAUACUUUGGGUGGUUCAGUAGCUGCACCUCCAUCUCCACCACCACGCCAUGAGCAAUGGAAGAGAGCACGACAAAAGCCAUCAGGAGAUUACACAUCGGAGGACACACGCAUUAUUGCCGAGAAAAUUGAUUCUUUGGUUGAAAAAACAUCUCAAGGAACUUUUGUUCCACAAGGACGCAAAGAUAUUUUGACAGAAGCCAUUGGCCGACCUGAGCACUCCGGCUUUGUUCGUGGUGUUGGUCGAGGUGUUGGUAUUCGGCAAUACUUUGGAUCACAACCACGUGGCUCCACCCCUCCUGUUUUGAGUAGUGAACAACUACAGACCAUUAAAGUGGAGCUCACUCAGCAAAUUAAAGAAGAAUUGAUGCAGGACCUUGAAGCUAUGGGUUUCUCUAAAAAACCCUCGAACUUCCCUACUUGUUCUCGUAAUACAGCUGUACCUGCGAGCACAAAGGGUAGUUCAUCUAUUGUGCCUCCUGUACUGGAGGAGGACGAAAUCCCAGAACAAUGUGAAUUGUAUGUUGAUAAUUUACUCCAUCCAGUGGCCUAUGGUAAUGUAUACAAGUUGGGGCCUACCAUACAUAAUCAGAUGCUAGAAAAUGAUAUGGUGAGGGUGGCGGUUAGCGAGGUGCUAGAAGGACAUGCCGAAGUUCCUAUUCCCACCGACGAGGUGGAAACGGUUGAGCAGGCCCUCAACAAUUUCAUUCAAUGGCCAAAAAGACUUGUGCAGAUUGUUUCUGAUAAGGAUUUUGAUGUUGAUGGAUCUGAGAAAGACGACGUUUCGCCCAAAAAGUCUGAGCCUCAACUGGAUUCCGCCAAACAAUUGGCUGAGAAAGACAAUGUUUCGCCCAAAAAGUCUGAGCCUCAACUAGAUUCCGUCCAACAAUUGGUUUUAAAGGCGGUGUGUAUGUCAGAAUCUAUAAAGCUCGAUUUGGAACACGAUAGGAUGAAGUCUCUUUGGCUCUCACAGAGAGAUGUUAUGGAGUUGUGUAUGGGUAAACAAGAGUUAUCCAUAACUAUUCUACGAUUGUGGUUAACGUAUUUGAAUCGGCUUUCUAUUAAUGUGGGUAAGAAUGACUUGUAUGGAUUUAUUGAUCCAUGUUUCAUUCAAAGUCAACAUGAUCCAACUAAUGCUGAAGCCUACAUACAAAACAAGUUAUCCGAUGAUAAAAAAGAGUGUUACCUAGCACCUUAUCACAACAAUCAUCAUUGGCAAUUGCUCAUUAUUUGUCCUAGGCAGAAUAAUGUAGUAUUCCUAUGUUCGUUGGAGAGAAAGCCAGAUAAAAAUAUUAUUCACAUUGUUGAUUCAGCUUUGGAUGGAUAUCAUAAGCUGCAAGGUGUUCAAAAGAAGAAGCCAACAUGGAUUUACCCUAUUUGUCAAAGACAACCAGAGAGUUACGAGUCCGGCUACUAUAUUAUGAUACAUACAUUGAAUAUUGUAUCCGCUGGUAUUAUUAAUUUAUGGAUGCAGAUAUUUGGAAAUCCAGAACCAUUCCAGGAGGAUGAACUUGUAAACGUUCAACAACGAUGUGCAAGUUUGAUCCUUGAUUUUAUUCAAGGAAUUUAAAAUGUUUGAUAAUGUAUCUACCCUCUAUUUUGUUAACAAUGUAGUAUGCUAAAACAAUAGGCUUUUGUUUGAUAAUGAAUCUUCAGCAUCUUAUUGAUCAUUCCUUUUUUCCUUUUUCUUUGCCAAUUGAUACAAAAAACGUUUGGUGAUAAAUGAUAUAUUACAGGAUAUAUGGCACUGAUCUGGUGACAAA
Messenger RNA from Trifolium pratense (red clover), 4035 nucleotides. RefSeq lists its product as uncharacterized. Bases 540 to 3842 code for a protein of 1100 amino acids. The record is from RefSeq and is a predicted model, not a curated record. The transcript is spliced from 11 exons. NCBI's taxonomy places the organism in Eukaryota, Viridiplantae, Streptophyta, Magnoliopsida, Fabales, Fabaceae.